Molecule: messenger RNA, 1029 nt
Organism: Aspergillus mulundensis
Lineage: Eukaryota; Fungi; Ascomycota; Eurotiomycetes; Eurotiales; Aspergillaceae
Product: phosphosulfolactate synthase
Exons: 4
Coding region: 1-1029 (342 amino acids)
Source: RefSeq, a predicted model, not a curated record
AUGCUGCAACCCCUAACCCGAACCGCUACCCUCUCAUGGAGAAAGGGCUUCGGUUCGGUCUCCAUGAAAACUGCUGCACCGAUAGUAUGGUCCAGGGGAUUAUCGUCCACCGCCCCUGCUUCCAAGAAAGCAGCCACGCUGCUUCAAGAUAAGUCCAACGGAUUUGGAUUUGCUCGGUCAAACCCCCGUCCCAAGAAGCCAAGGACGAAGGGAGUUACCGAGAUCAGAGGACCGUACUAUACGGUGAUGGGUAAGAGAUACCUCGCCGAUGUUCUCGAGACAAUGGGGACGCAUGUAGAUGGACUCAAGUUUGCCGGAGGCUCUUUCUCUCUUUUUCCAGAAAAGCCGUUGAGGGAAUUGAUCGACCUCGCACAUGAACACAGUGUUUAUGUCUCGACUGUGGGUACCAACUGGAUACCUCACGAAAUGGACCCUCUAACCAGUUUCCAGGGCGGGUGGGCCGAGCAUCUCCUCACACAUCCAGACCCAAACUCAGUCUUUGACAAAUAUCUCACAAAGUGCAAAGAUUUAGGAUUCGACGUUAUCGAGCUCUCUUCUGGGUUUCUCUCCAUUCCCGAGGACGACUGGCUACGCCUCGUCGACAAGGUCCAUUCUUACGGACUCAAAGCAAAGCCGGAGCUAGGUAUUCAGUUCGGAGCAGGCGGUGAUACCUCAGCGGCUAGCCUCGAGUCACUCGGUACUUCCGAUCCUGGAAAACUCGUAAACUUGGGGCAGAAAUUUUUAGACGCAGGCGUUGAGCGUCUGAUGAUCGAAUCAGAAGGCAUCACCGAGAAUGUCAAGUCAUGGAGAACAGACGUGGUGUCGAAGAUCAUGAAGGAGCUUCCGGCUGAACGGGUCAUGUUCGAAGCAGCAGAUCCCCAAGUCUACACUUGGUAUAUCAGGGAGUUUGGCAUCGAUGUCAACCUGUUCGUCGACCAUAGCCAGAUUGUUCAACUUUCGGGUUUGCGCCACGGCAUCUGGGGUACUGCAGAUACGUUUGGACGGCUUGUGUCUUUCCGUCCGGAGUAA